AUGUCGCGCAAUGAACACAACGUCGACCUAAACACUGGCGCAAGAAGCAUCGAUCUAAAACAGCCUGCGACACCAACGCAAGGCAGUGGUCAUGCAAACUCCGCUGACCAGCGUCACAACUCUCUGACUAAGGGAGACAACGCUCAUGUCUCGCCUGCACCGCUUCCGACAGGCUGGAACGGUAGUCGUAUCCCAUCGAACAACGUACCGAGGAAGGCGCCGCUGGCAGCUCGCUCUCCAGAUGAUAUCUCACCAUUCAUAGCGAGAAAGCUACCGCCAACGAAGCAACAGAGAUCCACGAGUCAGUCAAAGGUAACUCCCGGCCCCUCACAAGGCAGUCGAGUACGCCAGCAAAAGUCCUUCAAUACGCCGCCGUUGGGCCCAGACAACUGGAACGAAUAUGUGUACGUCAUGGAGCAGCUCUGGACCGAAGAAAUCACCUUUGACGAGUUUGGCGCGCGCACGCAACGGAUAUUCCAAGUGUUCGAUGAGGGCAUUCGGAGGAGGUUGAACAAUAAUGUGGCGAUGAAGAUGAUAGUGCCACGGCUAGAGGAAGAGCGGAAGAAAGGUCAGUCGACUAAGGGUGCGGAAGAAGUCUAG
Messenger RNA from Alternaria ethzedia, 600 nucleotides. RefSeq lists its product as uncharacterized. Lineage: Eukaryota; Fungi; Ascomycota; Dothideomycetes; Pleosporales; Pleosporaceae. Bases 1 to 600 code for a protein of 199 amino acids. The transcript is spliced from 2 exons. The record is from RefSeq and is a predicted model, not a curated record.